This is a messenger RNA of Penicillium subrubescens, 957 nucleotides long. Its product is annotated as Hydrophobin. Lineage: Eukaryota; Fungi; Ascomycota; Eurotiomycetes; Eurotiales; Aspergillaceae. Gene Ontology annotation, cellular component: fungal-type cell wall. The transcript is spliced from 3 exons. The record is from RefSeq and is a predicted model, not a curated record. Gene Ontology annotation, molecular function: structural constituent of cell wall. The coding region runs from base 206 to 658 and encodes 150 amino acids.
CAUGGCUCGAGAGAUCUCGAAAGGGGUUGUUGACCUUGGGUAUGGUGGGACGAGGAAUAUAAAACCCAUCAGAAUUCCUGCUCUGAAAUGAAUCUUCAUCCUCAAGCUCAUCCACUAUUCCAAUCAUCCCUCCAUCUCAAAAAAGACUUUCAGUCACUCCUCCAAAUACUCACUUCCCGUGUUUAUCAACCUCCAAUCCAUCAAUAUGAAGUUCCUCGCCACUGCUCUCCUCUUCGCUGCCACUGCUCUGGCCCUUCCCUCCAGCGACUGCGCUACUUGCAAGGACGUCAAGCCCGUCCCCCGGGAUUUCACCUUCGAGCAGGCCAACGCCAAGUGUGGCAACGACGCUGUCGUCUCCUGCUGCAACAAGCAGGUCGCUGCUGGCGACUCCUCCGUUGAGAAUGUCGGCGUUCUGAACGGUGUUCUCACAAAUGCGCUCGGUGGUGGCCCCGGUGGUGACGGCCUGGGUCUCUUCAACGGCUGCAAUGACCUGAACCUCAACGUCCCCGUUCUGAACCUGGUUCCCGUCAACGCCCAGGACCUGGUCAACAAGAAGUGCCAGCAGAGCAUUGCUUGCUGCCAGAACACUCGCUCCGAGGCGAACGGUGACCUCGUUGGCGUUGCUCUGCCUUGCGUUGCCCUCGGCAGCCUUAUCUAGAUCAUAACGCUCAUGCCGCCGUCCCCGAAGCAGAUAAUUCUGUGAGGCCUACCUUGUUCAAUGACUCGGGCCUACGUGGGAAGGAGUACACAAUGCAGUCACGUACAUAUAUGUACAUGAAAGCCCGGGCAAGGGCCUUUUGUUCCGGUGUAUGGAGGUCAGCAGAUUCCCCGUGCCCUGGUAUCUGUGUCUCUCUCGUGUGCCAUGUCGUUCGUUCUAUUCUCGUUUGUCGUCUUUGCUGGGACGUUACAAUUAAUGUAAUUAAAACAUAUUUAAUAAAAGGUCCUUGCUACAUUCUG